Messenger RNA from Nomia melanderi (Alkali bee), 4035 nucleotides. RefSeq names its product alpha-1,6-mannosyl-glycoprotein 2-beta-N-acetylglucosaminyltransferase (gene Mgat2). Gene Ontology annotation, biological process: protein N-linked glycosylation; oligosaccharide biosynthetic process. Gene Ontology annotation, cellular component: Golgi membrane; Golgi stack. Gene Ontology annotation, molecular function: alpha-1,6-mannosylglycoprotein 2-beta-N-acetylglucosaminyltransferase activity. The record is from RefSeq and is a predicted model, not a curated record. Lineage: Eukaryota; Metazoa; Arthropoda; Insecta; Hymenoptera; Halictidae.
AUUGAACCGGUCUUGCGACCGAUUCCCUGUGCACCCCUGCUUCGCCCUGGCUUCAACCUGGCUUCAACCCCCGCAGCGAGUUUUCCUUCCACCUUCGCAGCUGCGGCUCCCAGACGGAUCGAUAUUCCAUACUUCUCGUCCUCUUCGGUUUUUCCUGCUCCUACUCGAUCUUCGCCCACCCCCGCGACGCCCAGCUGUUCGGCCACCACGUUUUCUCGACGUUUCCGUGGGUCCCUUCGUCCUGGUUUCGAGUGAAUCGUUUUACCCUCCUGUGUCGCAGUGUCGCUCUAGAUUUCUGUGUUUCGUUUUACUCGAGGAUCUCUGACUCGAACGGUUCGAAUCGGAAUUGUUGACAUCGAGAUUGCUCGGCGGCGUUCGCCAGCGAGCGGGCGAGACGCAGAAUUUUCCGAUUUACCUUGAAAACAACGACGCGUGACCGACGGCCGCUCAGUCGUUUACGUGUGCGCGUCAUGCGAGUUAACCGUCACACGAUACGUAACGCCGGAGGCUGGGCUGGCUCGAUUGCGGUAUGCGACCGGCAAUUAGCAACCGAUGAGUUCUCCGCGAGAACUCUGCGCGACACGCGAGCGACGCGCGGUUUUGAAUUCUCGGGGACCGACCGGACGUCGGAUAGACGGAGAGAGACGUCGAUGAGAACUAGAGCUGACGGAGAUCCUUAAAGGACGCGUGGACCGGCGAGAAGGAAGAGGAUUCGAGAGUUUUAUUGAGGAAUUAGUAACUGAUGAGUUUUGAGAGAUACACGCGCUGUUUUUUAACCCUUAACACUCCACAUAGUUUUGUGAUAUGUCAGCAACUCCUACCAAUUUUGAUAGUAGUGUCUAGUGAAAAUUAACAAUGUUGUAACAUCUCAUAGACCUUUAAUUCCCUUAGUACAAACUUUGUACAUUUGGAAGAUUUAAUAAUCUUAAGGUAGUUUUCUUAGAAUUCAUGAAAAUAUUUGAUAUUAGAACUGGUGCAAUAUUGGAGCCUACAGAGCUCAAAGGGUUAAUUUACGAGGAAGCAAUGACCUAAGCGUCAAGUAGACGAAGCAAAAAGAGGACGCGUGUCGCUAAGAACGCGAGCAAUAAGGAAGACAAGAAGAUUCAAUAGUUUCAUCGCGCAAUUAGUGAUUUAGACGUGAAACUGACGAAGCAAAGAAAGGACGCGUGUCGCCAAGAACGCGAUCAAGAAAAAAGGCCAAAAAAUUCAAUAGUUUCAUCGCGCAAUUAGCAACCGAUGAGUUUUCGACUAGAACUCACGAGAACAAGCUACACGCUUCUUAAUUUACGAGAAACCAACGACCAAGACAUCCACCUGACGGCAAAGAAAGGACGCGUGUCGCCAAUAACGCUAGCGUGUCCCGAAAGAUCCUCGAAAGACGCGGUGGGCCGUGAGCAAGAAGGAAAACAAAAAGGCUCUGACGCCGACAUGAGAAGGUGUCCGCCGCCUCCUCUCGCCGAAUCGAGGUAAGGUGAGAUUCGCCUGCAGCCGCGCGCCACGCGAGAACGCGAACUUCCAAGGAUGGGCGACGCGAAGCUGCCGGAACGACAGCAAUUUCCCCGGCCACGAAUCAGCGGAGAGGACAGCCUCGCGGCGAGCAGAGGACGGAGACAGGGACUCGAGCUCGUGGAGACAAACUUAUCGCGGAACGACCCCCUGGGAAUGUCAGGAUGAGAGGAGGGACACUGCUCGGAGGUGGAAUCAGAUCGAUCCGUGGAACUUUUCUGAGAACGCUCGUCGUCGUUUUUCUCGCCACCUUUCUUUGGCUUCAACUGCACGUGAUCAGCCUGACCAGCCGCGACUCCGCCGGGCAGGCCUCCUCGAACGAAACGCUGUUCGCCCUCGUACCGCAAGAGCUGCACAGGUUUCUCAAGGACCGUCGGAACGGCUCGUCCGCGUCCGCCAACGCGAGCUCGGAGACCCUGACGGAAUACGAGAUAGCUGAGAUCCGACGUAACAUCGAGAAAGCGAACGCCGAGCAGAGGGUGUACAAUGAAGAAGCGUUCGGCCCGUUGGCCAACGACGCGCCCGUGAUAGUCGUCCAAGUGCACACGCGUCUGACGUAUCUGAGGCAUCUGAUAGUGUCGCUGGCGCGGGCCAAAGACAUCGAGCAAACCCUCCUCGUCUUCAGCCAUGACGUCUGGCACCCGGACAUCAACUAUCUCGUGCAGAGCGUCGACUUCUGCCGCGUGAUGCAGAUCUUUUACCCCCACAGCAUACAAACUCACCCCCAUUCGUUCCCUGGCGAGGAUCCCAACGACUGUCCGCGGAACAUUCGCAAGGAACAGGCCUUAGACAUCGGUUGCGUGAACGCGAAGCACCCCGACCUGUACGGCCACUACAGGGAGUCGAAGUUCACGCAGACGAAGCAUCAUUGGUGGUGGAAGGCGAACCGCGUGUUCGAUCAACUGUCGAUCACGAGGAACCAUACCGGUAUGGUGCUCUUCCUGGAGGAGGACCACUACGUCGCCGAGGACUUUCUGCACGUGCUGAGACUGAUGGAACGCACCUGCAAGCACAGCUGCGAGAGAUGCAACGUUCUGUCGUUGGGCACCUAUCUGAAGACGUAUAACUAUUUCGCCGACUUCAGUCGAAAGUUCGUUGGCGUCAACAGCGCCCUGAAAAAGGAGCUUCUGCGGGGUUUAAAGAGGCGGGAAGCGUCUUCGGGCCAGCAGCAACAGCAACCGCAGCAACAGCCGCAGCAACAGCAACAACUGCAGCAGCAGCAGCAACAACAGCAGCAACCCGCAAAAGCUAAAGAUAACGGUAUCAGCGUGUCCGGCGCUGGGACUGGGGCGGCAGCUGAGGCCGGAACCGAAAGUAGCGACAGAAUCGGCGCAAUCCCAACCAGCGGCACAGCCGUUGGCACCACCACCGCGUCCAGCUCGACGUCCAGCUCGGGUGGGAACGUUAGCGGCGCAGCCAGGGCUGUGUUAUCCGCUGGUCGGAGCGCGCUCACGGCGCAACCUGUUCCCGCAUGGGCUUUUCAGCUCCUACCCGGUCUCUACAAUCAUUAUCAAAAGGCCGAGGUAAUCCCUUGGAUAUCGAGCAAACAUAACAUGGGCAUGGCGUUCAGUCGCGUCACUUGGAACAAGUUGAGAAAGUGCGCCGCGCAGUUCUGUUCCUACGACGAUUACAACUGGGACUGGAGCCUGCAACACAUAGCCCAGUCCUGCCUGCCGCCGAGCAAGGGGGCCGGCGUCGCGCCUCGGACCGAAUCCGGCCUGAUCACGAUGAUGAUGAGAGCACCCAGAGUUUUCCAUAUCGGCGAAUGCGGCGUUCACCAUAAGAAGACCAACUGCGAAUCGACCGCCGCCAUCGCCAAGGUCCAGAACGUGUUGAAGGCCGCCCAGCAGCAUCUCUUUCCUACUCAACUGACGCUCACCGUAGCCGGCACCGCGAAAAAGGCGAAGUUAAGGAAGGGCAACGGCGGAUGGGGAGACGUGCGAGACCACCGGCUCUGCUGGAACAUGACCGUCAAUCCGGACCUCGCUCUACCUUGAAACCGACGAGCGAUCGAGUCGCUGCGUCGAGUUCGUUCCACGGGUUCCCGUGAAAGUCGCUGGACAACGAGAGCUUGCCCGCGUCCCGCGAGUUCGCGUUUAUUUUCCUUUGUUUCCCUUCCCGAUGAGAGAUACUCUGUUUCUCGUGCAAGUUCCUUCGAAGCCGAAAUUCGAAUCGUUCUCACGCGAUCUCCUUAGCAACGGUUGUUUCGUGUCGUCGAGAGAGACUCGCUCGACUCGCGCGUUGACGACUCCAUCGCGAACGUACCCGACAAGAUGGCGCCUCGUUCGGUCACGGGCAGAUUCGACAGCGUCACGACCCGGCGUGCAUUGGCUGUCGCGACUCCGUCGAGCUUACGGGAACGCCUGUAACCUCUUUAACUCGCUGAACGAGUGGCACGCGCGAAGGACCGAGCUGGAAGAACGUUCGCGGAACAACGUCUUCGCUCGGGCCACGCGGCGAACCGAGUCGCGAUAUCUGGAUAGGGUACAUUUUAUAUUUAUAACGACGUCAACGAAAAUAAACGAAUCG